Molecule: messenger RNA, 1347 nt
Organism: Dromiciops gliroides (monito del monte)
Lineage: Eukaryota; Metazoa; Chordata; Mammalia; Microbiotheria; Microbiotheriidae
Product: tumor necrosis factor receptor superfamily member 23-like
Biological process (GO): positive regulation of apoptotic process; apoptotic process; immune response
Cellular component (GO): cell surface; plasma membrane
Molecular function (GO): protein binding; transmembrane signaling receptor activity
Source: RefSeq, a predicted model, not a curated record
AUGAAACGCCUUGGGGAAGUAGGUGACAAAGAGCGUGACCACGAGCGAGACCAAAGCUCGCUGCGCUGUCUCCGCCUCUCAGGCAGACUGCAGAGACCAAUUGGACAGCAUGAGUGGGGCGGUGUGGGGAGACUGUCACUAAGAGCACUGAGAGGAGCUCGCCAGUGGGUGGCUCUUUCUCUGCUGACUGGCGAUAGAAAAAGCAAGCUCCCCGCCCGGUCCCAGACGGGAGCGGAGCCCAUGAACCUGGGCGUUGGUGCCUUCUCCAAACUGCUGGCGCUGGCGUUUCUGAUGCUGCUGGAGGUUAAUAGAAAAGCCGAGGCAGUCCUGCUGUCCAAACAAAACUACGGAGCAUCAAGGGACACCUGUGACCCUAAAAAGGAAUACCGGUAUGAGUGGCGCUGCUGUUUGUACUGCCCACCUGGCACCCAUGUAGUCCAGCACUGCAUCAUCUCCCACACCUUUGGAAUUUGUCAGGAUUGCCCCCCCAGUGGAAAGUACUCCCUUAAGAACAACCUAAACUGCCAGCAGUGUACCAAGUGCCAAAAAGACCAAGAGAUGCUGAUACCUUGUUAUAAAAAUAUCAACACCAAGUGUCAGUGUAAAGAAGGGUACUAUUGUGAUGCCCCAAACUGUAAGGUGUGCCAACCCUGUACCGAGAGGUGCCCAGAAGGACAACGAAUUCUUCAGAGAUGUAACACUACAGCUGAUAUAUUGUGUGGAGUACCCACGACAGGAAUGACCUUCAAAUUCGAAUCAUCUGCUGCCAGAGGAAUACAUGGAAUUGGCCUUGGAUGCUGAUUCCUUUGUUUUUUGGUUCUCUUUGGUGGGGCUUACCAGGUUUCUAGUCACCAAAUAUGGAAACAGAAAUGCUCACUUUGCUUGGAUGAAAGAAAGUUCAAUGAGAGCUCACCGUGAUGGCUAUUUAAAGAACCCAAUGUUGGAUUCUCAACAAUUCCGAAAGUCAAGGAGCCCGAGGCCCUUGAAGUGGUGAAUGACAUCUCCUUGCUCCAUCUUUCUUCUGGUGCUAAAGUCCUCCCCCCAUCCAGGAUGAGAGCCAAGUAUGGGAAUUCAAAACACAAUCUGCCCAUGCAAACACAAUCUGACCCUUGGUGGCCGUCAAAAUUGGUGCAGAUUGAAUGGACUUGCUCCUCAUCCAGUUUGGACCCUCAUCACCACUCACUUGGAGUAUCGCAGAAUCCUCAUUGAUGUCUUUGCCUCCAGUCUGCCCUUGACCACCCAUUCUCCUUUCAGACAUCAAAGCAAACUCCUAAAACACAACUCUGGACAUGUCUACUCUAAAGACUUCAGCAAACCCCAAUCAUGCUAGAUUCAAACACAUACUGC